CUGGGAGGAACCUCUGGAAACAUUUAUUCCAUCACCAUCUUCAUACAAAUAAGGAAAGUAAUAGAACAAAAAACCUGCUCAGAAAUGGUCUGUGACGUCACACUGACUCAAAGAGUCGUCAAUAUGUGACCUUGUUUUUAAUCCGGUCAAUGGACUUAACAGGAUUCCUUUCAGGAUGGGGAGGACAAGCCCUGAAAUUCACUUUCUACUGAAUGGAUUAAAAGGACAGUAAUCGUCAUUCAUUCAAUACGAAUUCCAAUUAGUUUAUCAAGAUGUACCUAAAAGGCAUGCCCAAUCCAGGUUUCACCUCACCCUGAAAUGGAUCAGUUAGCAUCUACUUUCACAGAGUACGUUCUCUAAAAUACUACCAAACCCUCUUAAGAAGUUUGCGAUUAAUAUCAACAGUUCAGGCUUUAAGAACGAGCUCAGAGCUGUUUACUUGCUUGUUCAAUUUCCCAACUGUAAAACGCUGUCGAGCAUUUUACGACGGUGCCACACACAAUGCCCUCCGCGGCCAGGAGAGAAAAACAGGAGUUGGUCUGGGAAAGGGAGGGCUGUGGGAGUCAGCGUGGCGCUUUGCGGAAGGAAGCCGAAGGGCGAGUCCGGCUGGAAUUAGCCAUUUCCUUUCUGCCCUCGAUAACUUAGGGCUGCGGGGAUGCUGGGAAGGCAGGUACACCCGCUGGUCCUCGCGUCCCUCUAACCUCUCUCUGAAUCCGCCUUGAAUCACCAGCUGACAACCCCAACUCUCUACAGCCGAGAGCGGAAAGCACAGGCCGAGCGGGCCCCACCGCCAUUUAAUAGGUCGGUCCCGGAACAUCCAAACGCUCGCCUUGGGCAAAUGCCUCUGAUUUCCGGAUGUGAACAGGAGCUUCUCUGGAACCCCCAGACCCCUCCCUUUUAGGAAGGGCGCAGACGGCGUCUUCCGUUUCCAUGGAAACAGGCCCACCUUGACGUCACUUCCGCUGACCUGUCUGGACUCCCAGACUGUUAGAAGGAAAAGAGGAAAACUGAGCCACAGCCACGACGGUGGACGCGAGCGUCUCCAGUCUGCGCAUGCGCCCGCUCAGUGGCCUGCUUCUAUUUAUGUGGGGGAUCCAACAUGGCGGCUACGGCGAUCCUGGCGUUGGCUGUGAAGCCCAUCAGAACAUAGUGGCGGGGAAGGGGGCACGGUCCGCACUCACGGUGGCGUCGGCGGAGACGGCUGAGGGUGGUGGAGGGAAGAAAAGCGACGGAGAGCAAAAGGAAGGGCGGGCAGGCAAAACACUCGGCGUAGAACCGAGCGCCGGGGCGAGCGAGGGCAGAGGGCCAGAACAGUAGGGAUGGCGGAGCCUCGCAGAGUAGCGUUUAUUAGCCUGUCACCGGUGAGAAGGCGCGAGGCCGAAUAUCCAGGGGCCGAACGCGAGCCGGAGUACCCUCGCGAGCCCCCCCGGCUGGAGCCGCAGCCGCACCGCGAACCGGUCCGGGCAGAGCAGCCGGUCCCGCGGGAGGCUGCCCCCCGGUCAGACGCGCAGCCCCCGCCGCGGGAGAAGCCGCUCCCCCAGCGCGAGGUCAGCCGCGCCGAGCCGCCAAUGUCGCUGCAGCGCGAGCCCCCGCGGCCCGAGCCGCCGCCGCCACCGCUCCCGCAGCUGCAUUUGCAGCCGCCCCCGCCGCGCGAGUCGGCUUCCCGGGCCGAGCCCCAGCAGAGGCCGCCGAGGGAGACUGUGCGUUUGGAACUGGUGCUCAAGGAUCCCACCGACGAGAGCUGCGUGGAGUUCAGUUACCCGGAGCUGCUCAUGUGCGGAGAACAACGGAAGAAGCCCAUUCACACAGAAGACCCAUUUAAUGAUGAGCAUCAAGAGAGGCAAGAAGUGGAAAUGUUGGCUAAGAAGUUUGAAAUGAAAUAUGGUGGGAAACCCCGUAAACACCGGAAGGAUCGGCUACAAGAUUUAAUUGAUAUAGGCUUUGGCUAUGAUGAGACAGAUCCAUUUAUUGAUAACUCAGAGGCUUAUGAUGAAUUAGUUCCUGCUUCUCUAACAACAAAGUAUGGAGGCUUUUACAUCAACACGGGCACUCUCCAGUUUCGCCAGGCUUCAGACACUGAAGAAGAUGAUGCUGCAGACAGCCAAAAGCACAAACCACCCAAAAUUCCCAAAAUAAAAGAAGAUGAUAUUGAGAUUAAGAAGCGGAAGCGGAAAGAGGAAGGGGAAAAGGAGAAGAAGCCAAGGAAAAAAGUACCCAAACAGCUGGGAGUUGUGGCUCUAAAUUCACACAAGUCUGAAAAAAAGAAGAAACGGUAUAAAGAUUCUCUUUCUCUAGCUGCCAUGAUACGAAAAUUUCAAAAAGAGAAGGAAGCAUUAGAGAAAGACUCUAACCCCAAAGUCCCAGGGAACUUACUGACCACCUCUCUGAAUAAGCCCCCCUCCGCUGCCGUAGCACUGGGAAAUGAUGUCUCGGACUUAAAUAUGAACAAUGCUGAUCCGGACCUCCCCAUUUUUGUUAGCACAAAUGAACACGAACUGUUUCAGGAAGCGGAAAGUGCCCUAAAGAUUCUAGAUGAUAUCGACUUUGACAGAUUACUGGAUGCUACUUCUGACGGUAGCCCCCUUUCUGAAUCGGGGGGAGAGAAUGGAAACACCACCCAGCCAACCUAUGCCUCUCAGGUUAUGCCCAAGGUGGUGCCUACGCUCCCAGAGGGUUUGCCUGUCCUUCUUGAGAAACGCAUUGAAGACCUCCGUGUAGCUGCCAAACUUUUUGAUGAAGAAGGAAGGAAAAAAUUCUUUACACAGGAUAUGAAUAAUAUUCUUCUAGACAUUGAGUUACAGCUGCAGGAACUCGGCCCCGUCAUCCGCAGUGGUGUCUACGCCCACCUUGAAGCUUUUGUGCCAUGCAAUAAGGAAACACUAGUAAAACGUCUGAGGAAGUUACACCUCAACGUCCAGGAUGAUCGUUUAAGAGAACCUCUGCAAAAACUGAAACUGGCUGUCAGCAAUGUCAUGCCUGAACAGCUGUUUAAAUACCAGGAGGACUGCCAGGCUCGUAGUCAAGCUAAGUGUGCCAAGUUGCAAACAGAUGAAGAACGUGAAAAAAAUGGAUCCGAGGAAGACGAUGAUGAGAAACCAGGGAAACGUGUCAUAGGACCAAGGAAAAAAUUCCACUGGGAUGACACCAUUAGAACUUUGUUAUGUAACCUUGUUGAGAUCAAAUUGGGAUGCUAUGAGUUAGAGCCAAAUAAAAGCCAGUCUGCUGAGGAUUAUCUUAAAUCCUUUAUGGAGACAGAGGUGAAACCAUUGUGGCCUAAGGGCUGGAUGCAGGCAAGAAUGCUUUUUAAGGAAAGCCGGAGUGUACACAAUCAUCUUACUUCUGCCCCGGCAAAGAAAAAGGUGAUUCCUGCGCCUAAACCCAAAGCGAAGGAGUGUAGUCCAAAAAAGGACCAGAAAACUCCGGCAUCCUUGGCGGCUUCGGUUGGUGGUCCUUCAGCAAGCUCCAGCACGUCUGCCGUGGCCUCCACCAGCUCGAGCUCUACUCCAGCCCAGGAGACCAUCUGCCUUGAUGACUCACUAGACGAAGACCUUUCUUUCCACCCCCCUGCACUGGAUCUCGUUUCGGAAGCUCUAGCCGUUAUCAACAGUGGAAACAAGGGCCCUCCGGCUGGCCCAAGGAUAAGCAUGCCAACUGCAAAACCUCGUCCGGGACUGAGGGAAGAAAAAUUAGCAAGUAUUAUGAGCAAGCUGCCACUGGCUACGCCCAAAAAACUAGAUUCUGCUCAGACUGCACAUUCAUCAAGUCUUAUUGCUGGUCACACAGGGCCAGUACCAAAGAAACCCCAGGAUUUAGCUCAUACUGGCAUCUCUUCAGGCCUUAUUGCUGGUUCUUCAAUUCAGAACCCUAAAGUUUCCCUAGAACCUUUGCCGGCCAGGCUACUUCAACAAGGACUCCAGAGGUCAAGCCAGAUUCAUGCUUCUUCCUCUUCCCAGACCCAUGUCUCCUCUUCUUCCCAAGCCCAGGUCGCUGCCUCCUCUCAUGCUCUGGGAACAUCAGAGGCCCAAGAUGCUUCUUCGUUAACACAAGUAACAAAGGUGCACCAGCAUUCAGCUGUCCAACAGAAUUAUGUGUCUCCAUUACAAGCAACCAUUAGUAAAUCACAGACCAACCCAGUGGUGAAAUUAAGUAAUAAUCCUCAGCUUUCCUGUUCAUCCCCACUCCUUAAGACUUCAGAUAAGCCACUUAUGUACCGCUUUCCCUUACCUACUCCCUCACCUGGUAAUGGUUCUCAAGGGUCCCACUCCCUGGUUUCUAGGACAGUACCUAGCACCACUACCUCUAGUAACUAUUUAGCCAAGGCUAUGGUGUCACAAAUCUCCACGCAGGGUUUCAAGUCUCCCUUCUCAAUGGCUGCCUCCCCAAAACUUGCCGCGUCUCCUAAACCUGCCACGCCCCCUAAACCCUUGCCCUCAUCUAAGCCUUCUGCCUCCUCCAAGCCCCCUCUGUCAGCUAAGCCUUCAGUAUCAUCUAAACUUAUUUCUAAAUCCACCCCAACUCCCAAGCCUGCUGUAUCCUCCAGUUCUUCCAGUCCAAGUGUACUAGUUGCCCAGAGUGGCCACGCCAGCAGUAGCAACCCAGUCCACAAACAGCCCAGUGGAGUCAACAUCAGCAGACAGUCUCCUACCUUGAAUUUGUUGCCCUCUAAUCGCACUUCAGGCCUUCCAUCUACAAAAAACCUUCAGGCCUCUUCAAAGCUACCAAAUUCAUCGUCCACUGGAACUGUUGGGAAGAACAGCUUGAGUGGGAUUGCAGUGAAUGUACCUGCCAGCAGAGGUAGCAACCUUAACUCAAGCGGAGCCAAUAGGACGAGUCUGUCUGGGGGAACAGGAAGUGGAACACAGGGUGCUUCUAAACCGUUGUCUACUCCACAUAGACCAUCCUCUGCCUCAGGGUCUUCAGUGGUGACAGCCAGUGUGCAGUCCACAGCAGGAGCAUCAUUAUUGGCUAAUGCCUCACCUCUGACUCUCAUGACAUCACCUUUGUCUGUAACAAAUCAAAAUGUGACUCCUUUUGGGAUGCUGGGUGGCCUUGUUCCAGUGACCAUGCCCUUCCAGUUGCCCUUGGAGCUACUUGGCUUUGGAACGGACACAGCUGGAGUGACAACCACCUCGGGAUCUACCUCAGCCGCUUUCCACCAUAGCCUAACUCAGAAUUUACUAAAGGGUUUACAGCCAGGAGCUCAGCAUGCAGCAACACUUUCCCACUCACCUCUGCCUACACAUUUACAGCAAACAUUUAAUGAUGGAGGCCAAAGUAAAGGGGACUCUAAAUUACCACGGAAAUCUCAGUGACUUCCCAACACGCAAAGGAGAUGAGACACUCAGCUGGCUGAUGGAAUCUACCUGAUGGGAAAGUACUCGUGUGGUCAUAGGGCUGCUGUUCUGUCGAUGUUUACAUUCUCUCGUCCCGAGCACUGUGGUGAGGAGGAAAAAGAAAAGAGAACAUUACUUGAGUUAAAGCCAGGUGCAGGAGGAAGAAAUGAUUUCUUGCAAAGUUAGUGACCUUUGGUCUCUCAUAACGAAAGACAAAGUUACCGUGUUACUUGUCUUGAAAGAGACUCAGUUGUCAAACCCACAGAAGUACAAAUUUGGUUUUUCCCCGGGGGAGGAAGAAAGAAAUUGAGGAUAUGGGUAAACUCCAUCCAUCCUGGGGGUUGAAUCUGAACACUCGUAGACAUAAUGGAUAAUAAAAGGCAGUGUGUCUGGAAUCGGGCCAGUUUGUCAGGAGUCAGGAUCAUGUCUAUUUGAGUGGACUGUGGAGCAGAUUUGCCACACAAACAAUUAACGACUCUGUGUCUGAUGCAGACCGUAGCCGAGAAAAUACUAUACCCUCAAAAAUCCUGAACAAACUUGAAUCUUCUCCAGUGUGUAGCGACUCGCCAUGUAAAUCAGUGGACUAAGAUGCUUCAGGAAAGUUAUUUUAGCACAGUGAUAUAUAUUAUUAAAUCAUCGAGAUUUUUAAAAGUCGAGAAAUGGAGCCUGUUGCUCUUCAUAGACAAACUUAGAUACCCCCUUUUUGUAAAAGGGUCGAUUUCAUCUUCCAUUCAGAAGCAGAUACUUAACUCUCCUCUUCAGGUGAUUUGUGCAUCUGGUAUUGACUGGUUAAUUCUUAUUUCCACUCUUGAUGCUGAAAUGUGACUGUGCUCACAUUUUUCUCUGGAGAAACGGGGAUCUUUGAUGUGGGGCUGCGGCUUUGGUGCUCGCAGCCCUUGCAGGUCUGCCGCUGUGGACUCGGCUGCCCCCGGCUUCUGUUCUUCCAGCUAGUGGUACUCCAGGUGACUGUUACCUGCUGCUGUUGGCAGGGGUCAGUGUGUACUCCAUGUGCUUCUUCACUGACCGUUCAGAUAGCAUAUAUAUAUAUAUUUUUGGAAUUUUUAAGAUAGUAUUUUAAAGGGAGAAAUUGCAUUAGAAUCAUGGUAUGUGCAAGGGAUUAUUUUUUAUAACAAUCACAGUGUAUUUUUACUCCCUCUAUCCAAUGUAAUGAAGCUGACUGGGAGCAUUUACUAAUAUUUACUCCGAAUAUUGAUAUGUGAGUAAACCUGCGGAUAAAGAGACUCCUAGUUAUUAUGGCUUCCUUAUGCAAAUAACAUACUCAGCAAAGGAUGUUAAGGGAGAAAUUUAUGGUUUUUGUUUAGAUACAUUUUAUUGGAUUUUUUUUUCACACCUCAUCAGUCUAGUCUUUUCCUUCUUUCUCUGUCUUUUCUUCCCCUUCCUAUUUUUAGGCUUCUAAAUGUUUUCAGACUGCAUCCAAGAAUGGUGUAAGCUUGGUCCAUCCAUAAUGACAGACUAACCUUAAAAAACAGCGUCAGAUUAAUAGUAGCAAUAUUUCUUCAGUAUGUUUUCACUACAAAUCCCACCAUAACUGUUAGGUUGAUUCCAGUAAGAGUAUUGACCAGGCCCUUUUCUCCUUUUAUAAGUAGUAGUCCGGGAUCGCCUGUGGGACUGUGGCCACAGAUCUGCCCAGUGCUGUGUACCUACAUUUUUGCUUCAAAGUCACAUUGGCUUGCUUCAUAGCAAAAUGGUGAUAAAUAACUGAAAAGUUUAGUUCCAGGAACUUGUUACAAUAAGGGCAAAAGAUCAUCGCAAAAGAAUCAUUGAUACAGUUACUUGCCUCUAAGAAUUUAGAUUACCGUCACCGGUAAAACAAAUUAGAAUAUUAUGUCAACCCUGGUAGAUAUUUUGGGAGGAUAUUAGGAUGUUGCAGAGAGGUUUGACUUGAAUUGAGUAUGUUUGAUUAAAAUUUGUUUUUUAAUUAGGCAAGCUUACCCAAUUCUUGAAUUAUUCUAAUGUGUGGCAUGCCUCGUGUCUUUAUCUACUUUGGAAAAAAAGAAUAGUGUCCCCUAAUGCUGUGUAGGCAUUUUCCUUUGGGAAGGUGGCCUUCGUUUUACUGCCGCACCAGGAGAGAAGCCAGAGUGCAUGUUAAUCUCUUCCUGCUGAUAACUGUGCAUGUAUUCAUUUGCGUGUGUGUGUACAUACUGUUACUCAUAUAUAACUUCAUUACUAGUUUAAGUCAAGAAGUAAUCAUUUCAGUUUCUUAAUAAACCCAUCAGUUCUGAUUCAUGCCAUGUGAAGAUCCCUAAUGCUUCUGUCAUCGUUAGAGAAGAACAGGAUUAUCAGUUCUUCCCCCAGUAUCGUUUUAUAACCAUUAAAAAUAAUCUGAAGGUCUUUGGCUCUGAGAAGUCCAUAUAUAUGGAGAUUAUGUUCCGUUCUCUUUGGUCUUGAUACCUUGGGACCUGCUGCCAGAUCCCUACCUCACCUCCCCCACCACCCCCCACAUCUUCACUAACUUACAUCCAUGUCAACCAGGACUGCCCUUGUUUAGGUUGUACAAAUGAAACAGACAUCCGUAUAUUUCUUAAUAGAUAAGUAUGAUCAGCAACCUCCUACAUGUAAAUACAAAGCUAUUUCUUUUCUAGACCAUAACAUUGAAAGUGAUGUCACCUCUCUUUACAGUUUUUCUUACUUAAAAACAAACAUAUAAAUUGGUUAUUUUUUAGCACAGAGACUUGUGACUCAUACUGUAUUUUUUUGCACUUAUUUUUUGAAGUGGCGAGUAACUGAAAAGGAUAUAAAGCAAUGUGUAUUUCUGAAGAGCAUUAGCAACACCCCAAUGCAAAUAUAAUCAGCACACUUAAUUACGUCCCAUUCAGUGGGAUCCUUGAUUCAGGAAAAUGAAGCUGUUUGUUUUCAACUGUCUUGUAUUUUAAAUUGCCUUCACUGAUAGAUAAGCUGUUACUGUACUUCCAAGGUGAUCCUCAGUAUUCACAAGCAAUAAUGGUCGGCAGGGCUGUCUUCCGAGACAGCCAUGCUGAGCCCCAGCUGGAGACUGUUUGGGAGCAAAGUGUCAAGCUCAUUCAGAGCCUCCAAAAUCAAUGCAAGCAAUAAUUCCAUUCUAAGUCAAUGAGAAUUCUUUCACCUGUGCUUCUCAGAUCAGAGAGGAAAAGAAAUCAUGGUUUUAAAACAGCCCGAAGAAAAAGAUUUCGGGAGAAGAAGUGAGGUUAAUCUGAGUUCACAAAGUCUGAUGCUCUGAGGAAUCAGAGGAUCACGCUGGUGCGUUCUUUCACGCCUGCCACCCCUGAGAUGGAUGCUGUCAGCCCGGGGAGCGUUUCAUACCGUAGAGGCUGGAUAGGGCGAUUUGACCACCGCGGCAGGAGGAGCAGCCGGGCACACGCGUGUUUGAUGGCUGUGGGUUUGACACCUGUUUGAAAACAACUGAUUGGAAAAGAGUUUUAACCCAGAAAUUUUUUUUUCCCAAAGCAGAUCUAAAUUGUUUACUACCCAGGGUUGGGAAGGGCAGGCACCUCUAGUCUUUCUCCUUUGGGUGCUCUCUGCCACCCACCUUUUCACCUCUACUUGGCUCAAGACAUUUUCUGAAAUGGAAAUUCUACUGGUUUUCAAACUGCCAUUGAUUAUGAGAACUCUAUGUCCCUUGGGAUCAUCUCUUAGAACUCCAGUUACCUAUCAUAUUUGCUGCUACAUUUGUACAAUGAACUCUGCCUGUAUUGAUCGACUUUAACCUAAUCCACAGUUCUUUGUUUCUCAAAGGUUUUGUCAUAUAAUUUGACCCAUGUAUAGAAUUAGGAUGCUUUAUUUUAGGAGUGUACCAUAAAAAAGCACACUGGUCCCCGUAUUCUUUUUAUCAUCAUUUAGGUUCUGAAUUUGUGUUUGCUUGUUUGGUUUGUUGGUGUUUGUUUUGCUUUGUUUUAUUUUCAAUUAGAAAUAGAAUUGUGGGAAAACCUGUAAUCGGGCCAAACUCGAGAACCCCUGCGCGUCCGCACUGGUUUCUGCUGACCUGCGGUUCUCUGAGGGGCUCUUUCACUUUCUGUUGUGCGUGUGUGACUGUGUUUGUUUUGCUUUGUUUUUGCUUUUGGGGGCUUUUGUUUUUGUAAUAAUGAAACUGAAGAAAAAUUCAGUAGUGAGUAAAUGACUGAUUAUGAACAUGUUAUGCAAUUUUAUUUUAUAAAAUCUGAGGGGAAAGUUUAACUCUCUGUAAAUCAUUUCUUAGCUCUGGUAAAACGCUUACAUUGCUCCUCUAAAACAUGCUCAAUUCUGGCCUUUGUCUUUUUUAAGUGCCUUUUUUUCUUUCUUCCCCCUCGCCCCCUUUUGAAACUGUUCUCAGAUACCCUAAAGUACAGGCUGACAAGUCAGGGGAUUCAGGAGGAAAGAAUCUCAAACUUGCCAACAUCACGCCAUGCUGUAAUGCUCUUCUUUUUCUUUACGUGUACAUGGAGAUAUGUGUUAAGAUACAUGCAUAUAUACGUGCAUAUAUAUGUACACAUACGUAAUAUAUAUGAGCAACUAGUAGCUGCUGUACCGUUGCAUCGUUUCUGAACAGUCCCCUUUCAGUGUUUGCAAGACCACGGCUUUGCGUAUUCCACUGCUUCCAGUCCCUGCAAAUGGGCGCAUUGGGAAUCAUGGUAUUGUAUCUGAAUGCGUCCGCAAGGUAGUUAGCAACUUUGUCAGCAUUAAAAAUGCAUCAUGUUUUCUUCUGGGAAAGGAGUUUUGAGAAAUUCAUAUAGCUGCAUUGCAUAUCUGUCAAAGGUUAAUAAACUUAGAAGUAGAAAAACUUCAGAUACUUGGGGGAAAACACUUAUAUAACCUAGAGCAUUAUUGAGAGAUCUUCAGUUUUUUUUUCCUUUGCCAGACAUUUGGCUUGAUCCGCUUUUAUGGUUAUUUAAAUUCUUCCCUUGAGCAAAAAUAACAAUCUUCGGUAUCUAAGAUUCAUCCUUUUUUUGUUGAAAACAUGUGAGACAUGAUAAGGGGGACUAAGUUGAACCAAUCUUCAAAACCCAGGACAAGUAGUAUCUAAUCUAAUAAGUACCUCCUUUUAAGUACAUUUGAAUGGGAAGAGGAGACUGGUGGCUGAAAGGAGGCAGAGGCUCCUGGUAGUGUCGCCUGAUAACCAGACUGCUAGGAGGCGGCCUCUGCUCGUUCGGGCUCCUCUUGGGUUGCUCUGCUGGGGGAAUGUCAGUUAACCUUUGUGCCUCAGAGUACCCGCCAGGGUAUUGGGUAUAGUUAAGUAUUCACCUACCUCCCGGGGAUAUCAGAGACUUUGCUAUUUGAAAACUACUUCGAGUUUCUCUAAAAUGUCCUAUAUAAUUAAAAAAGUAUUAUCAUCGUCCUGCAGAGGCUAAAGAAUGGGUAGAAAAACACCAUAUGAUCUUUAAGUUUAAAAACAAAUCACUGGAAUUCUAAUUGAGAUACAUAUUUGUUAUUUAAACAUAUUAUAUUUGUGGUGGGGUAAAAUGGUUACUUUGAGAUUAAUACGUGGGAAGGGGGAAAUAGCACUAUGUUUCUUAAUCACAUAUAGAUCCUUUUUUUUUUCUUUAGCCUUUCAUGGUGUUAUUAUGUGUGAUUUUUGCCAGGGUUGCUGAUGCUAGGUAAGGUUUGACUUAGCCUCAGUGACUGGACAUUGGAGUUGAUAAAUGAUCCCGAAAGCUUUAUCUGCCUCACUUUUCCAUGCUCUCCAUCUGAUUUCCUUAUAUUAGUUGUUCAUUGGUGGAUCGCCAAGCUUUUCCAAGAAUGAAUGGGAGUCUCCUCAUUCUUGUAAAUUGGAGAUUGUGUACUAUUCCUGCAACUAUAGGUUAUCUAUCUCUGCAGGAUGCACUUCUAGCCAGUUUACCUUUGUAAUUUAUGCUUCUUUUACCCAUGAAAGAGUGGAAGCCAUCGGCUGCUCAGGUUGUAGGAAAACAGGAGAGGGGAGGCAAGACCCACUUCCUAGCCGGGGCAGGGGUGGGGAGGCUGGGGGUGGAAGGAAGCCAGGUUCACCCACUCCGAGGAGGAGAGGAAGAUCAUUUUAUCCCACCUCCCACCCCAGUAUAGUGGGUAGGAAUACAUAGCGUUUUCCUUCUAUCGUUUAAAGCAACAGGAAAAAGUGGAUGCUGUAUUUCUAGCUAAGGUUCAAUGCUGAGCAACAAUUGUUAGGGGUUGAGUAUAGAUUUAUAUUGUAGCACAUACUCCGGAUCAGGAAAGAACACAUGGCGGGGGGUGGGGGGACAAAUUACCCGGUGCAGGGGAGCUAGGAGAAGGCAGCAGGCCCGAGCAGACAAAGCGUUGUGGCUAAUUCCCAGAAUUGGCCGAGGCUCAUUUACUCUCUAGUGACGGGGCAUUUUUUCUUAGAAAUCACUUUUUGGUUUUCUUAUGCUUUUUCCAGCCAAGACCUUAGUUAGUAGCCUCUAACUAUCAACUAUGCAGAUAAAUAUACUCCUUAUUUUCCACAUUUUUCAUUCUUUAAAUACCAGGUGUUAAGACUUCUACCCAAAGAAAUAAGGCAUAAGGGUUUUGUUGGAUGUGCGUUUGUUGCUCUAGGGAAAUUUACAGAAGCAUAACAUAGAGAUAUUUUAUGUGUUCUUCUAUCUUAGAAUGUGAACCUUAUGUUUAAAAAGUUACGUACAGACCCUUUCACUGGCGCAGAACUGGAGCUCACAUCCUACCUCCGGGUAGGUGAGAGAGGUCAUACCAGUGUUCCAUUCUGAGAAAGUUUUAGAUUCUGUGGCACGUGUUCAGGUUUGUAGAGCUGAACAGAUUGUCAGACUCGAAUUAAAAAUAGCUUUGAAGGUUAAUGUUGAAGUUUUCUUCAUUUCCUUUGCAUUUCCCUCUUCUUUCCCUUUGUUUGUGCUCUUUAGUUAGCCAUUUCAUCAGCCAGUUGCUACACUGGAACGUGAGCCGAGUGUCGUUCCUAGCCCGGGGAGCAGCGGUUCGGCUGUCUUGCCCCGCCUGUUCUCACUCACUGUGGCCCCGCUCUGUGUCCCACUGAGCUCAGAGGGGAGGCUGCAGCCGUGUUCCCCAGGGCUGCUCGCACCCCAGCACAGGCUCAGGGAGGGGCGCUAGGAUCUGAAGGACUUGAUAUUAAAGUACUUUUUUCUCGGAUACUCCCCCAGUACCAUUUGCUUGAAAGUAGCUAUUUGUGACCUUUAUUUACUUUCUCUGUACUGUAAUACUUCUCUUUCUUAGUCUUUCUCACAUAUUUUAAUUUUAUAGCUGGCUAAUUCUUAAGUUUCUGACACUUUUCUGAACUGUUAACCAAACAGGUCAGGAAUACUUUCAGAAAUCCCAGCAGUGUAAGUAAAGGGGUCCGUGUUUCCAGGACUUAGAGUCAUCACUGAGAACCGGAAUUUUUUUCUCUUCUCCUUUGUGUUAAAAAGUAGAUCUCUCUACUAUACAGUGUAGUAGCUGCAUUUCAUGGCUUCCUCUUGAUACUUUUUGAGGUUAUUCAUAAGUGGUGCAGGCCUUUGUUAGGGGCUCUUACUUCUCUCAGUUCUCUGCCUUGCUUAUUUUAUAUUUCUCUGGAAUAAACUUCAUUUGCAAAGGUUGAAGUCAAACAGGCCAUGUGAAUGAAUUCCUAGUAUCAAUUUUACGUUCCUCAGAAAACUGUACAUUAUUUGCUCCCAUUUUGCUAAUAAUAAUAUAAUUCUCUAUUUUAUCUUAAAUCUAGUUUUAAAACAUUUUAUAGUGGAGCACUAAUGGAAAGCUAAUUAAAUUCAAACAAGAUGAGUAUUACCCAAGAUAACUUGAAAAUACUUCUGUUUUUGAAGUCAGCAGUGGUGUGCAGCCUCUCGGCACAUUUGGGAGCGAGCAGUAACCAAGCGCAGCCGGUUGGCGUGGUUUUCUCUGCGACAGCCUGCCCUUAGUCCGUGCGGCCGCAGCUGUCUUGUGUUUUCUGUCCCCGCAGCCGUGACCUGCCCUCAGUGUUUGCUCCUCUCUGCUGCUAGCAAGGGGAGUGUGCUCCGUGCCAGCACCCUGGGUUUCCGUUCCCGUACCCGCAGAAUCGCCAGGGGGGUCAUUACCCCAGUGUAGGCUAGAAGCAUUGAUAGAGAAAGAAGUUAUUCUUGGUUAACACAGGUAUUACUGUUUUACAUAGUCAGUCGGGAAGCUGGCCAACUUUUAAAGUCCUGGCUCUGCCUGAAGAAUUAAUUACACACACCUUCUGAAACCUUUAGAUAAACAAGGGCCCUUCCAUCAGUAGAGUUAGGUUCCCGACCUACAAAGUGUUUCCUCUGAUCCGUGGCCAGCCUCCCGAGAAAGGAGUCAAGCUUUGUACUGUUCUUCGCUGGCUGUCACUGAAAAAUUAUAAUUUAUUAUAAUAUUAAAAUUAUAUUGUAUUAUAAUAGAAAGUAUCAAAAAUACCAACUGUUCUUAAGAGUAGGCAAAUCUGAGGCUUGCCAUUGAGUUUUGCUUGCUACACAGUGUCAAGCUUAGAAGAGGAAAAGAAAUCUCUGGCUGGCAAAAAUGUUGUGUCCCAAAUAACGUGUUAAUCAGAGUUCACCAAGGUAGCUAAGUGAUUGGUGUUUUCUCCCUUUUUUUACUGGCAAGAAAGUUUAUUUGCAGCUGUAAAAAUUAUUGUGGGACUGCAGACCUAUUUGCUAUAACUGAUUGGAAAUAAGGAUUCUGAUUUUUAGUCUGGCUAAUAAGCACAUAUUUCCAACCUUUACAGUCCAGAUUUUGAUGAGGGAAAGACUUUUGUUUGGUAACAGAAGGAAAAACAGGACUCAUUCAUGCAGUGCAAGUUCACUCUGUAGAGGAACCUCCCUCCAGGUGCACACCCUCCUCCGCCGGUGGCCACCUCCGAGCUGGAGAUGGCCGCGGCGCGCGCUUUUCACCGCCAGCCCGCGAGGGAGGAGCCUCCGCGUGGCCGCUCCUCCGGGCGGAAGGCACUGGUUACUGUAUUGCGUUUAUUUAUAGGGAGGUGCGUUUACGCUGACUUGAAGGGAUAUACUGUAUUCUGAAUAAGUGUGUGACUUAAUAUUUUGGGAUUUUCUUUCUUCCUUUAAAACUGGACCUGAACACAGCUUUGAGUUGCUAUUUGUAAUAAUCUCAGGACCUGAAAGAUUGUAGCAUUAGUGUGUCUUAAAAAUUAUGUACUGUACCAGCCAUGGAUUUUUGUAAAUAUACCUGUCUCCCUUUUUUGUAUUAUUUUAGUAAAAAAUAAUAAUAAAUUUAAAUAAAAGGGGGUGGUGAUGACGUGAGUGGGUGUGGGUAUGUAUGUGUGUGUGUUUGUAUAAGGCUCUUUUGAGAUGAACUCUGGUGCUUGUUGAAUUUCCGGCUCUGAUCGGAGCAGGAAUAUGGACAAACUGCUGCUACCGUGCCCUGCACUGAGCCCAGGUGUUUCCAUUUCGUUUUUCCCAGCGGUCGAUUACACGUGCUGCCAGGAAACGGCUAAGAACUUAAAUCCUUCCCACUGCUGUCUUGCAUUUGUAUUCUGAGUUCUGCACACCCUUUGAAAAUUCGUGGUAAAGCUUUUCAAACUUUGGGUGGUUCACUGGUCUCUGGUUUUUGGAGACUUAUUGUCACUAUUUUCUAAGAAAAAAGGAGGACAGGUAAAAUUCUUUUUAACCAAAGUCACACAUUUCAUAAACCCUAUAAAUUUUGGAUAUGUGAGAGGGCUUAAACAUUCCUAAAUAUAGACCUGUGAAUUUAGUAAAUGAACCCCAUGGAUGUACUCCUUCAGUGCAGGGAUUUUUUUUCUUUUCUUUUGUUUCUAUUUUUGCAACAGCCUUGCUCAUAUUCCAGUUGUAGCUAGCAAACCCCUGUUUUAAAGCAGGAGCCUUAUAUGAUUUAGUGUAGAUGUUUCCUGUCUGUCCGUCGUGACAGGGCCUUUUACAUGAGUGUUUUUUCUUUUUGUACGUGUUACGUGUUUGUUGUAUUAAAUAAAGAGGAAUGUACAUACUCUU
This is a messenger RNA of Phyllostomus discolor (pale spear-nosed bat), 15190 nucleotides long. It is a transcript of the gene UBN2, whose product is annotated as ubinuclein 2. The transcript is spliced from 17 exons. Bases 1320 to 5312 code for a protein of 1330 amino acids. The record is from RefSeq and is a predicted model, not a curated record. Lineage: Eukaryota; Metazoa; Chordata; Mammalia; Chiroptera; Phyllostomidae. Gene Ontology annotation, cellular component: nucleus.